AUGGCGCUCCUGGCUCCCCUCGUGCUGGGGGCCUGGCUGGCGGCGGGCGCCGGGGGCUGCCUGCAGUGCGACCGGCAGAUCCGCAGCACCCUGGAAUCGCUCCGCACCGGCCUGGUGCCCCGGCAGAUCCGCGACAGCCGCCUGCGGGCACGGGCCCAGGCCCUGCUGCGCGGCAUGGAGGGCGGGUUCUUCCGCCACUACGCCACCAGCCAGUUCGCGGGCACGGCCGCUCUGAGCAGCAUCAACGCCCUGAUCCACCGCGUGAGGCUGACGGCAGCCGGCCUGGAACGAAGCGCCCUAACAGACCAGGCCCUGCUGGACGCGCUGGUCGCUUUCAGGCGCAGAACGACCAUGGAGCUGAAAUCGGCUCUGAAGGAACAUCAGGCAAAAGCUUGUAACCCCAAAACCUGUGGCUGGCUCUACUAUGACGUCUUCGACUGCACCAGUUGCAGGAAGGCGAAAGCCGUGUGUCUGAAGCAGCACCACUGCCUUGUGGACUCCCAGGCCCGGCUCUCCCUGCGGUACCGGCCCCCGGCCCCUGGCCCGGCCAUCGCCCGGACCGGCGUCUCUGUGGUGCUGUGCAUGGGUGCCCUGCUCUUCCUGGCGCUGAGCGUCGCGUGA
Molecule: messenger RNA, 621 nt
Organism: Chrysemys picta bellii (western painted turtle)
Lineage: Eukaryota; Metazoa; Chordata; Testudines; Emydidae
Source: RefSeq, a predicted model, not a curated record